Scatophagus argus is the source of this 2469-nucleotide messenger RNA. RefSeq names its product WD repeat domain 13 (gene wdr13). The record is from RefSeq and is a predicted model, not a curated record. The transcript is spliced from 10 exons. Bases 293 to 1741 code for a protein of 482 amino acids. Gene Ontology annotation, cellular component: nucleus. NCBI's taxonomy places the organism in Eukaryota, Metazoa, Chordata, Actinopteri, Scatophagidae. Gene Ontology annotation, molecular function: protein binding; promoter-specific chromatin binding.
UUUAACUGUUAACCGAUAGGCUCUCUGUGUAUAUUGAAGAAUGAACAAUGAACAGGUUUUUAUUUGAGGACAUCGCGUAUGAUGUUGUGGCUAAUUUGCUAAUUGCUAGCUAACGUUAGUUAGCUUUGCGACGUUAGCUGUCAAGAAGCCUCGCCUGCUCUUGGUGCUGGUAGCUAUCCGCAGGCAAAACCCCCAAAUAUAUUGAUUUUUAAUGUCCACCUUACUAUUUUAGAUCAUUUCGAAAAGAAUCUGCCCUGGCGGUGUAUUCCUCUCUACCCAGAGUGCUUGUGGAAUGGCAGCAGUUUGGCAGCAGGUUUUGGCAGUGGACGCAAGGUACAAUGCUUACCGCACGCCUACGUUCCCACAGUUCCGAACUCAAUACAUCCGCAGACGCAGCCAGCUGCUCAGAGAGAACGCCAAGUGUGGCUUUGAGCCGGGGCUGCGCAGGCAGUACCUGAGGCUGCGCAGUCAGCUGCUGGCCCUGCGCUACGGGCCCCUGUCUGAGCAGAGCAGCUUCAGGGCCAGCAGUGUGCGCAGCUCCCGCACCACACUGGACCGCAUGGAGGACUUUGAGGAGGACCCCCGCACCCAAGGGGCUCGUGGUCACCGCCGAUCUGUCAGCAGAGGUUCUUACCAGCUACAGGCCCAGAUGAACAGAGUUGUCUAUGAUGAGAGGCCUCCGGGCAGUUUGGUGCCCACCUCAGUGGCAGAGGCCAGUCGUGCCAUGGCAGGAGACACAACUUUGAGUGAAAACUAUGCUUUUGCUGGCAUGCACCACAUAUUUGAUCAACAUGUAGACUCUGCUGUUCCGCGGCUGCAGUUUGCCAAUGAUGACAAACACCUCCUCGCCUGCUGCUCGCUGGAUGGCACCCUGUCCAUCAUGACGCUGUCCCCAUCUCCUCCCAGUGUCAAGGUGACCUUAACAGGUCACGGAGGUCCCGUCACAGACUUUGCUUGGUCUCUGAGCAAUGACAUCAUUGUGUCGACAUCACUCGAUGGGACUCUGCGUAUCUGGAACACGGAGGAUGGUCGGUGCAUCCGAGAGGUCAGAGACCCUGAAUCCAGCGAGUUGCUCUGCUGCACCUUCCAGCCCAUGAAUAACAAUCUUACUGUGGUGGGAAACAGCAAGCACCACCUGCAGGUGGUGAACAUCUCCACUGGGAAGAAGGUAAAGGGGGGCUCCAGUAAGCUGACAGGCCGCGUGCUGUCUCUGUCCUUUGAUGCUCCGGGGAGGAUCCUUUGGGCUGGUGAUGACAGGGGGAGCAUCUUCUCCUUCCUCUUUGACAUGGCCACAGGGAAGCUGACCAAAGCCAAGCGUCUGGUGGUGAGUGAAGGCAGCUCCAUCUGCAGCAUAUCUGCUCGGUCCUGGAUUAGCCGAGAGGCCAGGGACCCCUCCCUGCUGGUCAACGCCUGUGUGAAUAAGCUGCUGCUAUACAGGGUGGUGGACAAUGAUGGUACGCUACAGCUAAAGAGAAGCUUCCCGAUCCAGCAUGGAUCCCAGCUCGUUCACAGCAUCUUCUGCCCCCUCAUGUCUUUCAGACAGGGGGCCUGUGUGGUAACUGGCAGCGAGGAUGCCUGUGUCUACUUCUUUGACGUCGAACGCAACACCAAGGCCAUCGUGAACAAGCUACAGGGCCACGGGGGACCAGUGCUGGAUGUCAGCUUCAACUGUGACGAGAGUUUGCUGGCGUCUGCCGAUUCCACCGGCAUGGUCAUCAUCUGGAGGCGGGAGCAAAAGUGACUGACCUACCGAUAAGAUGCUUCCAUCCACUGCAUAUGAUAGGCCUGCUGCUCCAUGUCCGUCCUAUAACAAGUCUGUAGAUUUUCACUGGAAUGUAACAGGCUGCAUUUAAUGAUACUCAAGUGCAAUCAGAUAGAACACCAUGUUGUGUAGGUGGCAGGGAUGUCUUAGAAAUUCAAAGGGUGGGGGGAUGGUGUGUGUGUGUGUGUGUGUGUGUGUGUGUGUGUGUGUCAGUCAGUACUCCUACAGCUGCAGCUGAGAAAUUGCUUUUCAACAAACAAACAAAGAACACUACUCCCAUGCAUGUGUCAUGGCUUACCUCUGACUUGUACGGAUAUGACUGAAUUCAUGUGAAGAGGAUCCAACGUAAUCUUCCAGAGAAACCAGAUACUUUAUAUCACACUGACAGUCCCUCUGGCAUAGAUCUAGUUCACUAUUUAUGUAACUGUUAUUCAAGCAGUGUAACCAAGUGUAGUAAAACUGCCUUAUUUGCUAUCAGUUCUGCAAUUGCCUGUUUGCAUUUGAGACCGUGCGCAUGACAUUGAACUUGGAAUCAUUUGGUGGGAAUAUCAAAUUGAUCACAAAAGACAAGUGUGUUCUUAACUAUGUGUUUGUACUUAUCUGUGUGUGUGUGUGUGUGUAUGUGUGGGUGUGUGUUCAGUUCAUGCUGGUUGCAGAUUCGUCUAAUUUAUUUAAUGCACAUUCAGAAUAAACUACUGUAACUGUCA